CCUAUUAACCGCGAGAUGGCGCACCUGCAUAGCUUGCAUAUAUACGGCGCUGGCUUGCAUACUGUAGUGGGCUCAACCGGAAGGCUCAGUUUACUUGCCCUAAAAUCUUACAGGCAGUGCAUUACAAAGAUUGUCUGCCUAGGUCUUCGUGGUUCAGAGAUGCUUUCCUAUAUUCCUGUCCUGGUGGCAUUGGGGUUUCUUGCCCGCUGGUUCAGGGAAAGGAAAAGAGUGGCUCAUCCAUCAAUGAAGUAUGUCUACAUUACUGGCUGUGACACAGGCUUUGGAAACCUCCUAGCAAAGCAUCUAGACCAGCUGGGCUUCAGAGUUAUUGCAGGCUGUUACACAGAGAAAGGAGAGGAUGACCUGAAGAAAGCAACCUCAGACAGACUGACAACCCUGGCCCUGGAUGUUAGCAAUACUGAGAGCAUCAACAAGGUAGCAGCCAGCAUAAAAGCCCAGGUUGGAGAGAAAGGUCUGUGGGCUGUGGUGAACAAUGCUGGAAUAUCUCUUCCCUCUGCCCCUUAUGACUGGCUUACUGUCGAUGACUUCCGCCCCAUGCUAGAGGUCAACCUGUACGGUGUCAUCGCCGUGACCCUCAGCGUUCUACCUCUAAUCAAGAAGGCCAAAGGCCGUGUUGUCAACGUGGCCAGUGUCUUUGGCAGGAUCAGUCCAUUCGGAGGUCCAUACUGUUUGUCGAAGUAUGGAGUGGAGGCCUUCAAUGACAGCCUUCGGAGAAAUAUGGCCCCUUUUGGAGUGAAAGUGUUGUGUAUUGAGCCUGGGUUUUUUAAAACAAAUGUGACCGACUCAAGUAUUAUAAAACAGAACCUGCACACGCUAUGGGACAGAUUACCCCAAGAUGUUAAGGAUGACUAUGGAAGUGAUUACAUGGAUAGAGUGGGUGUGGUCUUGGAAUCCAGGUUUAUGAAGAUGCUGGACGGUGACCUGAUGAAAGUGGUAAGAAGUAUGGAGCAUGCCGUGACAGCCGUGUAUCCCCGAACUCGCUACUCGCCCGGCUGGGAUGCCAAGUUCUUCUGGCUGCCGCUCUCCUACAUGCCAACCUGCCUCUCAGACCUCUUACUAGCUAAGGAUGCGGUGAAGCCUCAAGUUUCACUUCUAUAACUGCCUAUGCCACACAGCAUAACUACGCUUAGACCAGAAAACAAGUUAUACAACUGUGCUUAUUGUGUCUUGCAAAGCUACCAUUUUAUGUGCAAGUUCCAGUUAAGGAUGGCAGGUUGUACUGUAAUAAAUACCAUGCUAUGCCUAAUGCAGAACUGAAACCAGAAAAGACUGAAGUACUAAUGGACUAUUUCUAAGGUUAGGCCUACUAGUGUUGUAAAUAUUAAUAUUUCUGUUAAAUAUCUGUUAAAUAUUUCUGCAAAUCUGUUAAAAUAUUAGAAAUUGUACUCUAAAACUAUGUAGAUGUUACAUUGGAAGUGACAGUAGGCCUAAAUGGCUACACUGUGACUUGAGCAGCUGUUAUGUUGUGAUCAUAAAACUGUGCAACUGAGUUGGGGAAAGGAGUGUGGUGCUGGGCACAUGUAAAAUAGGUCAAUAUUUACUGUAGUUUUACUUUGUUUUUACCAACUGCUUAGUACAAAAACAUUUGUUACAAUAUUGAUAUUUCACCUGUCUUUUUUCAUGUAAGAAUAAAACGUUUUGAAUCA
Messenger RNA from Sardina pilchardus (European sardine), 1667 nucleotides. RefSeq names its product dehydrogenase/reductase (SDR family) member 9 (gene dhrs9). The record is from RefSeq and is a predicted model, not a curated record. NCBI's taxonomy places the organism in Eukaryota, Metazoa, Chordata, Actinopteri, Clupeiformes, Clupeidae. The transcript is spliced from 5 exons. The coding region runs from base 16 to 1119 and encodes 367 amino acids. Gene Ontology annotation, molecular function: all-trans-retinol dehydrogenase (NAD+) activity. Gene Ontology annotation, biological process: retinol metabolic process; steroid metabolic process. Gene Ontology annotation, cellular component: intracellular membrane-bounded organelle.